This is a messenger RNA of Peronospora matthiolae, 597 nucleotides long. The record is from the annotation of a GenBank genome assembly. NCBI's taxonomy places the organism in Eukaryota, Oomycota, Peronosporomycetes, Peronosporales, Peronosporaceae.
AUGGUUGGCCUAGGGCCGAGUGAUCAAGGAUGUGAUUCCUUUGAUGUGUGUAUGGUGGCACGUGAAACUACACCAAGUGCGGUCGGCCGUGAGACCACCGCACUGAACGUCGGUAAUGACAUUGUUGGCGAUUCGCCAUAUAGUGUGGGCGGCCGUGAGGGCACCACACCUAAUGUCAGUAAUGAUUUUGUUGGCGAUACGCCGCAUAGUGUGGACGGCCGUGAGGGCACCACGCUUAACGCCGGUAAUGGCGUUGUUGGCGAUACGCCGUUUAGUGUGGGCGGCUGUGAGGGCACCACACCUAAUGUCAGUAAUGAUACUGUUGGCGAUACGCCGUAUAGUGUGGACGGCCGUGAGGGCACCACACCUAAUGUCGGUAUUGACCUUAUUGGCGAGACGCCGUUAAAUUUGGGGCUAGGCCCGCAUUAUACACGUGGAGUGGCACGCUUCAAUCCACUGGGUGAAGUGUUCGAGCUUUGUAACACUUCACCGGAUGUCGGUCAAGACAAAAGCUCUUGUAUAGAGCGUACUAUGGUUAGAGGUAACCAUGGGGACAAUAUUGUCCCGACCCCUAAGGGGUAUAAGGUCUCGAAAUGA